UUUAUUAUUUUUGGAUAAAACUAUGAAUUAUUUGCAAGUAUUAAUAUAUGCAACUUAAUCUACUAAAAAUGGAUUACCCAAAUUAUCCAAUUAAGAGCAAUAUAAUAAAUCAUUUUAGACUAUGCCUCCUGAGGUAAUUAUUAUCUAUUACACAUACUUUUCUUUAUGAUUGAAUAUGAAUAAGUGGUCAAGUAUAUAGUCGAAAUAGUAUACUGCUUGUUGUAUAUCUAUAAGUUCCAAUUAUUUUACCACUUUUACUUAUGGGGCUUAAAAUAGUAAAAAUAAGAUAUAAGCCAUUGUUUAAGUGUAAACUAUAAAAAUAGUAGCCCGAUUUUUAGUUGAAAAUAUAUCUUUA
Molecule: messenger RNA, 355 nt
Organism: Paramecium octaurelia
Lineage: Eukaryota; Ciliophora; Oligohymenophorea; Peniculida; Parameciidae
Source: the annotation of a GenBank genome assembly